Messenger RNA from Perognathus longimembris pacificus (Pacific pocket mouse), 2138 nucleotides. RefSeq names its product calcium voltage-gated channel auxiliary subunit gamma 7 (gene Cacng7). The transcript has 6 exons. The record is from RefSeq and is a predicted model, not a curated record. Gene Ontology annotation, biological process: postsynaptic neurotransmitter receptor diffusion trapping; calcium ion transport; positive regulation of synaptic transmission, glutamatergic. Lineage: Eukaryota; Metazoa; Chordata; Mammalia; Rodentia; Heteromyidae. Gene Ontology annotation, cellular component: postsynaptic density membrane; AMPA glutamate receptor complex. Bases 226 to 1053 code for a protein of 275 amino acids. Gene Ontology annotation, molecular function: voltage-gated calcium channel activity; channel regulator activity.
CGCCGAGUGAGGCCGCGGGCGCGGGGGGUGGGGGGUGGGAGGCCGGGAGGGGCCGGGACGCCGGGCUCCGGGCCGGGGGCGGGGGGCGCGGGCACCGGCGACCCCGGUGGCGGCGGCGGCGGCCGCGGGAAGCCGCGGGGCCGGUCAUGCGGCUGCGGGGCCCGCGGCCCGGAGCGUCCGCCCAGCCCUGAGCGAGGCCCCGCAGGGCGCCCCCCGCCGCUAAGGAUGAGUCACUGCAGUAGCCGUGCCCUGACCUUGCUGAGCAGCGUGUUCGGGGCCUGCGGCCUGCUCCUCGUGGGCAUCGCCGUCAGCACAGACUACUGGCUGUACAUGGAGGAGGGGACCGUGUCGCCGCAGAACCAGACCACCGAGGUCAAGAUGGCGCUGCACGCGGGCCUCUGGCGGGUCUGCUUCUUUGCAGGUCGGGAGAAGGGACGCUGCGUGGCCUCCGAGUACUUCCUUGAGCCGGAGAUCAACUUGGUGACGGAGAACACGGAGAAUAUUCUGAAGACGGUGCGCACGGCCACGCCCUUCCCCAUGGUCAGUCUGUUCCUGGUGUUCACGGCCUUCGUCAUCAGCAACAUCGGCCACAUCCGCCCCCAGAGAACCAUCCUGGCCUUCGUUUCUGGCAUUUUCUUCAUCCUUUCCGGCCUCUCCCUGGUGGUGGGCUUGGUUCUCUACAUCUCCAGUAUCAACGAUGAGGUCAUGAACAGACCCAGCAGCUCUGAGCAGUAUUUCCAUUACCGCUAUGGGUGGUCCUUCGCCUUUGCUGCUUCCUCCUUCCUGCUCAAAGAGGGGGCCGGCGUGAUGUCCGUGUACCUGUUCACCAAGCGCUACGCGGAGGAGGAGAUGUACCGCCCGCACCCCGCUUUCUACCGCCCACGCCUCAGCGACUGCUCCGACUACUCGGGCCAGUUCCUGCAGCCCGAGGCCUGGCGUCGCGGCCGCAGCCCCUCGGACAUCUCCAGCGACGUCUCCAUCCAGAUGACCCAGAACUACCCGCCGGCCAUCAAGUACCCGGACCACCUGCACAUCUCCACCUCGCCCUGCUGAGACCCGGCCGGGGCGCCGGGCUCGCGGAUCCCUUAGGCCCGCCCAGGCCCCGCCCCUCCCCAAGUCGCGCCGCUUGGUUGGUCCCGCCCACGUCCGAGACUCCGUCCCCGUCCACUCCCCUUUCUGUUGCCCGCCCCCGCCGUCUGGCCCUUUAUUUUGAUUGCCACGCCCCCUUGUUCAGCUGCUUCUUCAUUGGUCCUUUCCACUUCCAGAUGACUCCUCCCCCUCAUUUCCCCCUCCCUCUCCAUGAGCCACGCCCUCUCCCGGUGGCCCCUCCCUUUCCAGGCAAUUUGCUCCUCCCCCGUUCCACCUGCUCGGCGCCCUCUGACCCUGCCCAGCCCCAGCCCCCCAGCUCCCCCAGCUCCCGUCGCCCUGCAGAGGCUGGAGAGUGGGACCGGCAGCCACCCCGGGAAUGCCGAUCGCCUUCUCCGCUCUGCCCUGACCCCUUCUUCCCGUUCACAUAAUACCUCCUGCCCGGCUUCCUGGUCCUGAGGGCCGGGGAGGGGACUGGAGGGGCGGGGGGGGGAGGAGUUAGAGGCUGCGGUCAGCUUGGACUCCUCCCCUCUCCCCAUCUCUUUCUCUCUCACUUGCUGGGCCUUUUCGGCCCCUGGAAUGUGACCUGUCAUCUAGGGCUCUUGUCUAAUGGCCACCAUGCUCUCUCGGCUCCCCUAGGCUUGUUCUUCCUUCUCCUCCCCCCCCCCCCACUCCCUCCCAUCUCUCAUCCGAAGCCCCCAGGUGCAUUCCAACCCAUACACCAAACCAGAAUGGGGACCCCAAGGUGGAGGGAGUUCCCCAGGCCAUCUCCACACCUGUGCCCGCCUCUCCCCCCUCGAGGCCCCGUCGGGGGAGGGAGGGGCAGUAGCGGGGGUCAACGCCCCCCCAAACCUCAGUCUUCCAUUUUCUGGCACUCCUCCUCAUUGAUGACCUUCUCCGCAUCUCAGACCCCCCCAACUCUGGCCUCUUUCAAGGGCCCAUCCGUCCCCCUUGGACAGAUGGGGGGGUGAGAGGGGAGGUCACCUGAAAAUCGCCCACUCCCCUUAUUACGGGUGAGGGACGAGGUAGCACAGUGUUGUACACGGAACUAG